Messenger RNA from Macrosteles quadrilineatus (aster leafhopper), 417 nucleotides. RefSeq lists its product as uncharacterized. NCBI's taxonomy places the organism in Eukaryota, Metazoa, Arthropoda, Insecta, Hemiptera, Cicadellidae. The record is from RefSeq and is a predicted model, not a curated record. The transcript has 2 exons. The coding region runs from base 1 to 417 and encodes 138 amino acids.
AUGAAGAUUAGGAAAGUAGAGAACAAAACUAGAAGGGAUAGGAUAAGGAAUGUUGCAAUAAGAAACACUUUAGAUGUUAAGCUCAUAGCUACCACAAUACAGGAACAGCAACUAAAGUGGUUUGGGCAUGUUCAUGGUACGCCCACAACUCGGCUUCCGAAGAUCAUGAAAGAGGUCAAAGUCGAAGGAAAGUGCAAGAGAGGUAGACCGAGAAGGAAAUUGGAGGAAGAGAUAGAGGACGCUCUGUGUGAGAGGGGCAGCUCCAUUCGUGAUGUUUUACCACUCACUGCAGACAGAAAGUCAUGGAGGCUCUUGAAGAAGAAGAAGAAGAAGAAGAAGAAGAAGAAGAAGCAAAGGAAAGGAAUCAAAUCAAAGUAUCAUCUCAUCGGUCAUCCUCUCCAUAUUUUAAGGUUAUAA